Molecule: messenger RNA, 1473 nt
Organism: Pochonia chlamydosporia 170
Lineage: Eukaryota; Fungi; Ascomycota; Sordariomycetes; Hypocreales; Clavicipitaceae
Product: C6 zinc finger domain-containing protein
Exons: 5
Coding region: 1-1473 (490 amino acids)
Biological process (GO): positive regulation of transcription by RNA polymerase II
Cellular component (GO): nucleus
Molecular function (GO): zinc ion binding; DNA-binding transcription factor activity, RNA polymerase II-specific; transcription cis-regulatory region binding
Source: RefSeq, a predicted model, not a curated record
AUGAAUAAAGUCAGAGCGCGCAAAGUUCCCAGCGGAAGAUCCUGCUGGGGCUGCAAAGCGAAGCGUCUAGUGUGCGAUUUCGAACAACCGUCCUGCAACAAGUGCAAAGCAAGGGGAGUAGAAUGCCCCGGGUACGAUAAGAAGCCGCUGGUUUGGAUUCCAGACGGGCAGGUUAAGAGCUGUGGGCGACGCCACCGUCAGGAGCAGCUGGUUCCAUGUCGUGUGCCGGGGAUGUUGGGCCGAGCUUGGAUAGACUCGUGCAGACCGUUUGAGGUGGUUACUUACUAUAAUUCGUGUAUUGCGCCUGAUGCUGUUUGCGCUGCUGACGCCUGGGGGCCAGAGGACCAGCAUUAUAUCCCGUUGGAGUUUGCGCGGGAUAUACCUGAGGCGGCGCUUAGUAGUCUGACUUGCAUUGUAUUGGGGCAUAGGAUACUGCAGAGUCAGGAUGAUGCGUAUCGGGUGCAGCUUUCGUAUCGGUUGCGUGGGUGUAGGAGUAAUGCGAUUCGAGCUGUAAGUCGGCAGAUUAGUGCUGGGGAGUUGGCGAAGGAUGAUGAUACGUUGUGGGCGGUUCUGCUGUUGUUUCUUGCAGAUGUGCAACAGGCUCUUACGUUCGAUUGGAGACCACACUUGGAUGGCGCGAGUACGCUUAUAGAUCUGCGAGGUGGCAUGUCGAGCUUUGCCUUGUCGACCAACAACUUUAAGCAGGUCGUUCUGUACUACAUACUGGCGGACGUCAUGGGACGAACGACUAGUCCGUCCAUGACGCUUGAAAAGGCGGAAGCACACCUUCGACUCACACAACUGAUACCGGAGCUAUACCAUAACGGAAUGCGAACAUCAUGUCCCUGUCCGCCGGAGCUGUUUCAAUACAUCAUCCUCGUCAACUAUCAACGUGCUUUACUGAACGAGAUGGAUGUCACAGAAGAGAUACGUCGAAACACGGCGAUGAAUAUCCUCGAUCAAAUCAACGCGUUCUGUCCCGAAGACUGGGUACACGAAACUUUUGGCACACAAUCUGGUUGUUCGCCGUCGGAGGGGAGUAGCCGGGUAAACAUGCUGUCAGGAUGGUUGUACCUUGCCUCGUCGUAUCAGUGCGCUGCUGCGGUGUACUGUCUCGGAGCUCUGCUGAAUGGCCAUCGGCGUACAGAAGCAGAGGGCGCUGAUGUAUUAAGUCCUUUGGAAACUGACGAUUUAAGUCGUUUGAAAAUUGACGAAUUGCCCCAAGAUGGAAUGCAAAGGGCAUAUCAUGCCGUGCUGAUGUACUAUCUUACGCAGAUGAUGCGUCUGGAUGGUGAGGGUAGCGGCUACGGCAAGCUGGCGGUGUGGCCGAUUGUCAUUGCUGGAAUGGGAGUACCACAGGGCGAUGAAGGUUCAAAGGAGUUUAUUAGGAGGCACUUGCGGGCUGCGAGUUCGGUGUUGGGGACGUCGUCGACUUUGGUGGCGAUUAAUGUGCUGGAGAAGAUUUGGACUUGA